Molecule: messenger RNA, 2329 nt
Organism: Mollisia scopiformis
Lineage: Eukaryota; Fungi; Ascomycota; Leotiomycetes; Helotiales; Mollisiaceae
Product: HET-domain-containing protein
Exons: 2
Coding region: 357-2243 (628 amino acids)
Source: RefSeq, a predicted model, not a curated record
AAUGCUUCAAACGCUUCCGAAUUUUCACUUUCGGCUUUCACUUUUUCUACAGUGAUUUGCGAAAUUGUUGUCAGGUUGGAAACAUUAAUGAAUGUUGUUUUGGCCCCACAUUCCGAUACACUAAGCUAUUAUGCCUAGCAUUUCACCCCACGCUCCCGAAUCUUACACGUGACAUUUAUCUUGGUGCCUUCCAAAAUUGCUGGCAUAAACAUGCACUUGAACAGUUUAAUCUACUAUCAAGUCCAACCCCCUGUGAUCACGCUAGCGUUCCAUCACCAUUACCUUCAACUCGAGCUUUUAGAUUUCUGCAAUGUCUAUCAGAGUCUUGUAGAAAGCCUUGCCUCUUAGUUGAUAUCAUGCAGUUAAUUGAUUAUGAUCUCUUGAGAUCCGCUCAGCUCGAGAUUAGGGUUCUAACGCUGUGUCCUCUCAAGGUAACGGCAUCCGAGGACGACAUCACCAGUUCGACUAGUGCUACACGGAUUAAGUGUAUACUCCAUACCGUAUCACUACAUGCGAACCCUUCGUACAUUGCUCUCUCAUACACCUGGGGCGAACCAACCCCUUGCAAAACAAUACAAGUAAACGGCAAGGCUGUCGCUGUCCGAGCAAAUCUUGAAGCCGCCCUUCUACACAUUCGAGAGGAGAAUCGUCCAGUAGCUCUCUGGGUUGAUGCAAUAUGUAUUGAUCAAUCCAGUAAUGAGGAAAAAUCCGAACAAGUGCAAAUAAUGCGAGAUAUUUACGCAAAGUCUGAGUAUGUUUUGGUAUGGCUUGGAGUGGCUGCUCAAGACAGCGAUACUGCUAUGAAAGUACUGAAGGAAACCGGUGAGCUGGCUAUCAAGGCUAGAAUCUUCGAUCUACGAGGAAAGGACCUGGAGAAUUUAUCAAAUCCUGAAGGAGACGAUCGCUUGAAUAGCAUCAAAACAUCACUCGAUGCUUGUGCCCAAGCGGCUGACCUCACGCCAUUCCAUACAUCCCUGAACGACUUUUCAGAGCGAGAAUACUGGACGCGCACUUGGAUUGUGCAGGAAGUGAGCGUUGCUCGAGAUGUAAUGCUUAUGUGUGGCUCAAUGAAACUACCAUUCGAAACUUUCGCCGCUGCUUCUAAUUUCUGUGGAUUUACCAGAUUGAGGCUUGCGGAGAAUAUGACUAUUGCACAAUGGAUGGACCCAAUUCGGGGGCCUCUUAUCAAAGCUGCCAUGGCGAGGGCACCUAGUGCCGCUCCAAAUAUCAUCAUUGGGAUACGAAGGAGAUACCAGAGGGAGACUGGCAAUCCGGAGUCCUUCUUUGGACUUUUGAAGCGGAGCUGCUUCGAUCGAGGAGCCAUACACCCACUCAAAGCUACGGAUAGCAGAGACAAGAUUUAUGGCCUUUUAGGACUAGAUCCCUUUCCCCUUCAGCUCGGUAUAUUGCCCGACUAUUAUAAAAGCACUAAAGAAACAUACAUAACAACUACACGGGCAUUGAUUGUCAGCGGUAAAAUCAACAUUCUGGCGUGGUCACAGCAACAUAAAGUCAUCAAAGGUUUACCAACUUGGGUUCCGGAUUUUUCAUCUCCUCUCCGCGACCCCUGUGGAGAAAAUGACCGAAUAGGAUCUGAGGAAGCUAUAUUCUGUGCAUCAGGGCAGCAAGCAGCUUCAAUACUCUCCCACGAAAAUGAAAAUGUGAUGAGCAUACGUGGAGUAUUGAUCGAUACUAUUGACUCCAUGGGAUCCCCCUGGCGAACAAGUGAUAGUAACGAGUUGUUUAAUUAUGAGGAAGCAACACGCUUAUUCGAUGAAAUAGAAGAUUUCUGCAAGCUUUCAGAGAAAUGUGGGUCAACCCUGACCCAAGACAAAGAAAAAUGGCCAGAAGCAAUAUGGAGAAUCCCAUGCGCUGAUCAAGAAGGCAAGUCCUCAGGGCGAGUUAGGGCUUCCUCGGCAGUUCAUUCAGCUUACCUCGAAUUGAAACUACCGGAUGCAAAAUUUAAACACGCGUCGCUGGAUCGCAGACGUUACCAACGAGUAAUGAUGUCACUUUAUGACAGACGUCCGUUUAUUUCGACAGAGGGUUUCGUUGGACUUGUACCAGCGCACUCGCAACAAGGAGAUCUGAUUUGUAUCAUUAUUGGGGCGAAUUUCCCGUUUAUACUGAGAAAAACAACAAAUGAACAAUACGAGUUGGUUGGAGAGGCGUAUGUUUAUGGGACUAUGGACGGAGAAGGGCUAAAAUUGGGCAAGGAUGUUGAGGUUUUAAACCUUUGCUGAAUGUUGCACGUUGACAUCCACAGUGUAAUUAUAUCGCAUUAUUUUAGAUAUGAAUCUUGGCUCAACACUUCUUUACAUAUGACUGG